AUGUAUGGCAGACGACAUUCAGGUGUGGAUAUUAUCAUACCCCCUAGCAAGGUUUGCAUGCCAACUAGACUUACAUGUAGAUUGUUGAAGAAGGAGAAAAUACCAGCUCCACCACAGUUGAAUGAAGAGGAUGCUUUUGCUAGCAGAUUUCUUCAAUUAGGACCAGUGGGGAUCGAAUUUAUUGGGCCGGUCCUCAUUGAGUUGCCUCAUUUUGCCUCCCGUCUAAACACAGAAAGAGAAUUAGUGAUCAUGAAAAGUGACGACGGAAAGAUCUGGAAUGAACACAAAUCUGAAGUUCCCAGUGAAUCUUUUGAGAAAUUCAUCAAUGAAACGGACAAAGAUAACUUUUCAGAUAGAAAACAGACAGCUAAGAUAUACACAACGACUUUUCCUAAAUAUUUUGUGGCCAUAACUAGAGUUAAACAGGCUUCCAAACAGUUGAACAAGCCAGGUGGUAAUUUACACUGUUCCACUGCAAAUAUCGAGGUACCGAAUGGUUCCGUCAACAAAGAUACCAAAAUCACUUUGGAGGAAUGUAUUUAG
Messenger RNA from Helobdella robusta, 543 nucleotides. RefSeq lists its product as hypothetical. Gene Ontology annotation, biological process: regulation of cardiac muscle contraction; protein localization to T-tubule. The transcript has 5 exons. The coding region runs from base 1 to 543 and encodes 180 amino acids. Gene Ontology annotation, cellular component: T-tubule. The record is from RefSeq and is a predicted model, not a curated record. Lineage: Eukaryota; Metazoa; Annelida; Clitellata; Rhynchobdellida; Glossiphoniidae.